AUGCUGCUAUCGGGGCUCACCUCCACCGGAUUCACGCGCGGGACAGCCCAGCGUGUGAGAAAGGCGAUGCACCAGCAGAGACAGUACACCACGUUCUCUUUGAGUGUCGGGAAUAGCAGCACCAGCGGGCCCAGCUCUACCGAGCGCUGGAUCGAGUUGGGGUGGCCAGACCCUCUGCGGCGGAAGAAUGUCCAGAGGGUAGGCUAUUGGGGGAACCGAAGGCGACAGCCGCCAUCUUACGAUUUCUGUCAACAACGAAGGCAGCUCUGCCCCGGCACCACCACCAGGCCCUGGCCGAGCGAGCACGACGAGAUGAUGAGUGGGGAUUGGAGGACUUGGAAGAAGCUGAGAGGACGGGGGAAGGAUAGCAAGAAGGGUAGCCUAGGCACUCAGCCUGGGAGACACCCGAAUGGCUUGAGACACCGAGGAGAGCCAGGAUGGCUCAAAUGUCCUGCGCAAACAAGCGAAUUGGGACGAGUAAAAGGACCUGACAGUAUUUAA
Molecule: messenger RNA, 501 nt
Organism: Penicillium subrubescens
Lineage: Eukaryota; Fungi; Ascomycota; Eurotiomycetes; Eurotiales; Aspergillaceae
Exons: 1
Coding region: 1-501 (166 amino acids)
Source: RefSeq, a predicted model, not a curated record